This is a messenger RNA of Rhincodon typus (whale shark), 8657 nucleotides long. RefSeq names its product otogelin-like (gene otogl). Gene Ontology annotation, molecular function: protein binding; alpha-L-arabinofuranosidase activity. The transcript is spliced from 57 exons. Gene Ontology annotation, cellular component: extracellular matrix. The record is from RefSeq and is a predicted model, not a curated record. Gene Ontology annotation, biological process: L-arabinose metabolic process. Bases 240 to 7910 code for a protein of 2556 amino acids. Lineage: Eukaryota; Metazoa; Chordata; Chondrichthyes; Orectolobiformes; Rhincodontidae.
UAACAAACCCACUCUGUUCCAUCCUGGGACAAAUCCGGAAAGAAUUUAACGUGCACUGAAUCCUUUACCGCACGGAGCUGAGCAUUUAUUGUAAUUAACACGAUUGCCCUAUCUUUCAUUUGGAAACAAAGAAAAAAAAACAAUAUUUUGCAAACCAAUUGGUCUAAAAUGUCAUUGUAGUUCCGAUUUUAUUAAAAAGAGCAAUUUACCCGUUUAGCUCACAGGCCAGCUCCAUUGAGAUGAACAUUGUUCGGAAACUUAAAUUAAUGAUACCGUGGAGUGUGUUGGUGUUUUAUUCACUUCUUCAGUUAUUUCAAGGAUUUUAUUGUGAAGGCUCAGCUCGUGGGCAAAACCAGUCAAAAAAGAACAGUUUUAAUACAAUUCGCCAGAAACGGAAUCUCCUAGCAGUUGAGGAUUAUAGCACAGCCAUUGCUGAACAUAGAAGUUUAAUCUACAAUUCUACAUAUCGUAUCGCUGAAGGUGUUUGUUCACAGGAUUGUCUCAAUGGUGGCUUUUGCAAUGGGGAUGAUACAUGUGACUGCAGUGAACGUCAAGCUAAUAGUAGUCGUUGUCAGACUGUUCCAAAUCUUGGCAAGGAUAGAGGAGGAAUAUGCAGAUCAUGGGGCCAAUACCACUUUGAAACCUUUGAUGGCCUCUAUUUUUAUUUUCCUGGAAAAUGCUCAUAUAUUCUUGCUAAAGACUGUCAUGCGACACAGCCUCAGUACAUGGUAGAGGUCCAUAACAGCGGUGAAUGUCCAUCUUCACACUAUUCUUGUUCAAGAUCUAUAAGCUUAUUUUUUCCAAAUGAAGAAAAAAUAACUAUUCUGGGUCAUUCAGUUAUGAAAGGAGGAAUCAGAUUACUGUUGCCUCAGACUGUUAGGCAUGCAUUCUUUGAGAGGCUAGCUGAUUACAUUCUUGUGAAAACGACUUUUGGAUUUUCCUUAGCUUGGGAUGGAUUCUCUGGUGUGUACAUGAAGCUCACAGAAGAACAUAAAGGCAAAUCCUGUGGCCUAUGUGGUAAUUUCAAUGGAGAUAUGUCUGACGAUCUCAAUACAAGUUAUAGCAUGCUGACGGAAAAUGUUGCUAUCUUCGGAAACAGCUGGAUGUCACAAUCUCCUUCUGAUGCCCCUUGUGCAUCUGUUUUACUUGAUUUCCAUAGUCCAUGUCGAGGCAAAGGAGCUGUAAUUAGUGAUAUCAUUGCAAAGUGUGAAGUUCUGAUGGGGUUUCCCUUCUUUACUUGUCGUGAAUAUGUUCAGCCUAAUCCCUAUAUUGCCAGUUGUAUCAAUGACCUGUGUAUGAUGGACGACAGUGAAACACAUUGUCGUGCAAUUACAGAGUACGCCAGGGCAUGCUCCCAUGCAGGCUAUCCUUUAAUGGACUGGAGAGACGAUUUUCCCGCUUGUACUGAUCAGUGUGACGAUAGUUUUGUUCACCGUGACUGUAUUAGUUGCUGCCCACCCACUUGCACAUUUGAAAAGGAAUGCUUGGGGAGUAGUCUGCACUGCCUAGAUGGUUGUUACUGUCCAGAUGGACUUGUCAUGGAGAAUGGCACUUGCAUAUCAGUAUCUACCUGCCCAUGUAUAUACCAUGGUACAGUCUAUCCAAUAGGAUCUCAUUUGCAGGAGGGCUGCAAUAUGUGCAUUUGUAGUGGUGGUGUUUGGAACUGUACAGACAACGAUUGUCCAGCUGAAUGCUCAGUCACAGGUGACAUGCAUUUUACUACGUUUGAUGGUCGGAUUUUUACAUUUCUUGGCACAUGCCAAUACAUCUUUGCGAAGAGCCGCAGAAGUAACCAGUUCAUUGUUUCAUUACAGACUGUGCCCUGUGGUCAGAAUCUGGACCACAGUUGCAUUCAGUCAAUAACUUUAAUCAUCAAAGGUGAUACAAGUAACCAAAUUACCCUAACAAGAGCAGGCGAAAUACGCCUCGGCAUCCAGCAAGCAAUUAGCCUCCCAUAUCAAAAUGGAAUUGUUGAAAUGCGUAGAUUAUCAUCUAUAUUUAUACAAGCGAAGACAAACUUUGGUCUCUCGAUGCAGUUUGAUAAAGAAGGUGGAAGGUUGUAUCUCCAGCUUGAUAAUAGCUGGAGAGGAAACACCGUGGGCCUAUGUGGAACAUAUAAUGGAAACUUACGAGAUGACUUUCUUUCCCCUGUAGGUAUGAUUGAAGGUACUCCACAGUUACAUGCCAAUGCAUGGAAGAUUUCAUCAGCUUGUGUAACUCCAAUAAAUAUCCCCUUGGUUGAUCCCUGUGAUACUAAUCAACAAAAUGCUUUAUAUUCGUCAACGAUGUGUGACAUUCUUAAUCAAGAACUCUUUGCACCGUGCCAUUCAUUUGUGAAUCCCAGCCCUUAUUAUCAGCAGUGUCGCUAUGAUGCUUGCAAAUGUGGAAGUUUAUGCAUGUGUACAGCCCUUGCACACUAUGCUUAUCUUUGUGCCAAACACAAGGUUCACAUUAACUUCAGAUCAGAAGCAUCGGAUUGUGGUAUCAUCUGCCCGGCUAAUAUGUUAUACCAUAUUUGUUCCUCCUCUUGUGGGCGGACUUGCCAGUCACUUUCUGUAAAUGAGAUUUGUGGUGAUGAUUGUGCUGAAGGCUGCAACUGCCCCAAUGGAACAUUCUAUGAUGAAGUAUUGCAACGCUGUGUCGUGCAAUCUCAGUGUUCCUGUCACUUUAUGGGAGGAAUAUUUCAGGCAGGAGAAGUCACGUACAGUAACUCAGGACCAUGCUUGUGUAGGAAUGGAAGGGUAGCAUGUGCACCUGUGGAGCCAGAACCUGAACCUGGGGAAUGUCCUAACAAUAAGAGAUAUUUUGACUGUCAAGAUCCUCAGCCUGGUCUGCCUUGGACAGGAGCAGCGUGUGAAGUCACUUGUGAAAACCUAAUGAUGAAUAUGACUUGUUCACCCAUGACUCCAUGUAUUUCAGGUUGUGUUUGUCCUCCUGGGUUCAUUAAACAUGGUGGAGAUUGUUAUUUGCCUGAAAAUUGUCCAUGCAGUUGGAAAGGUCAGGAAUAUUUACCAGGCGAAGUGGUUUCUACAGUAUGUUACACUUGUGUUUGCAUGCGAGGAGUUUUUAACUGCACAUACCACCCAUGUCCUGCAGUAUGCACGAUCUACAGUGAUCGUCAUUAUCGUAGUUUUGACGGACUGGAGUAUGACUAUGUCAGUGACUGCCAAGUGUACCUCGUGAAGAGCACUGCUAAUUUGAAUAUUUCAAUAACCACUCAGAAUGUGGAUUGCUAUGAUAGUGGAAUCAUUUGCAUGAAGUCCCUCGUGAUUUCUAUUGGAGGCACCCGUCUUCACUUCAAUGACAAUUCUGGCAAGCCAAGCUUAUCUGCGGUAAGGAAAGCAGUACAUGAUUUUCAGCUCUGGAAAGCAGGUUACUACUCAGUGGUACAUUACCCACUGCAGGAGAUUACAGUGUUUUGGGAUAGGAAGACAACUGUACAUAUUCAAGUUGGACCUCAGUGGCAAGGUAAAAUGACAGGUUUGUGUGGAAAUUUUGACAAACAUACUGCAAAUGACAUGACCACAUCAAACAACAUGGAAGUGAGCAAUGCUCAAGCUUUUGGAGAUAGCUGGGCUCUUGGUCAGGUCGACGUUACCUGGUUUUAUAAGAAUUGUCUUACAGACACGUGUAACUGUAACCGUGGUGGAGACUGUGAAUGUUUUUGUACCAGCGUUGCAGCAUAUGCACAUACAUGCUGUCAAAAAGGAAUCUCAAUCAGUUGGAGAUCACCCAGUGUUUGUCCUAUUGACUGUGAAUAUUACAAUCAAGAUCUCGGAGAAGGACCGUUUAUGUUCAUUAACUAUUUAUGCAAUGACACUGUUAUUGCAAACAACAAGAUCACUGGGGAUGUUGUACCUUUGCAAAUAAAUAAUGCUGGACAGAAUACUUUAAUGAAUUUCAUGAUUACACCUGGAUUAUACAAAGCAAAACAGUCAAAAUUCCCUGUUGUUUCGCUUGAGUCUGCUGAAAGACCCAAUUACUUCAUACAUGUUGGUGAAGAUGACAAUCUUCGCUUAGAGAAAUGGGAAGACAAUCAACGUUUCCAUAAGGAUGCUUCAUUUAUCCAUCACAAAAGCAACUGGAUCUCAGGCUAUAGUACAUUUGAACUCUACAGCAGGAAGGGCUAUUUUAUCACUCUGACACCAUCAGCUGUGAAAACAGCCCAGUAUGAUUAUUCUGAAUCAUUUAAACUUUCAAGCAGCUUUAGAAUUGAAGAAAGCAGCAUGGUUAUACCAUACAGAAUAACGUGUGAAUAUAGAUAUGAGGCCUGCGCCAGUCCUUGCGUCAAAACAUGCAGUGACCCUCAUGCAAUAGCCUGCAAGUUUUUGUCACCGGUCGAAGGAUGUUUAGUACAUUGCCCAAAGAACAUGCUUCUUGAUGAAGCCACCCACAGAUGUGUUCACCUGGAGGACUGCAUUAAUGUCACUGCAACAGAUUUGCCUUUUCUAUUGCCAACUACAACAUCUGCUACGACAGAGAGAACAUACAGUUCACCCACAACGUUAUUGUCUUCAACAGUAGGACAGACAACAACUGCCAUUACAGACCAAUAUACAAGUAUAUCAACUCCACUGACAACAGUUCCAGUCACAACGACAUCCCCUGUAACCAUUUCUACAUCAGCUUAUACAACAUCUUCUACAUCUACAGAACCUUCACUUCUAAGUUCCACAACGACUACCUCAACUUCUGUUGAGAGUUCCAGAACAACAAGUACUACAGCAGCAGUUACAAGUCAAUCUAGAACUCCCAUUCAUACUAUGGAAAAAAUACUGUCUUCCACUUUAAGUAGUACUUUUUUAACCACUACUCCUCGCACCAUAUCUGAUGGGAUUAGUUUCUCAGCACAUGGUACAGCAUCUGCAUCUCAGCCAGCAAUAUCAGCAACUCAAUACAGUACAAAAAUCACAACACUGCAACCAACAACUGUGGGGAAGACUGAAAUAUCUACAGAAGAGGUCACCAGGCGCUCUGUUACACCACUUACGACAACCAGUGCUACAUUGCCUCCAGAGUUAAGUGUCGGAACUGGGGCAGCACAAAGCAUGCAAUCAACAGCAGUGAUUUCCCCAGUUACUGUCUCAUCUACACAUGCUGAGGAGAAAACUAUAUCAGAAGCAUCCUCCGUGCCACAGACUUCUCCAUCUAAUCUGACGUCACCUACUUCAGCAGCUACAAUGAGUUUACAACCAGAAACUGCAGUUUCAUUUGGUAUCUCAACUGCACCCUCUUAUUCUCAAACUGCAGCUCCAUCAGUGACACCACCACAAUGCAUAUGUCCUUUUAAUAUAACACAGCCAAGUUGUGGCUUUCUUGGAAUGCCUAUCCAAAUAAACAAUGACAGGUGUUGUCCACAGUGGGAGUGUCCCUGUCGCUGCUCCAUGUUUUCUGACUUGCAUAUCAUCACAUUUGAUGGCAAUGAUGUGGGAGUAUAUGACGCUGCAGCCUAUGUACUGACUCUAUUGCCACAUGAAACUAUUGUUGGUCAUAUUGAACAAUGUCCUACCCGCGAGAGUGCAAAUUCUAUAAGGCGUCCUGUGCCAGGAGGAAAUUCUGGAUUGUGUUUUAAAAAGUUGAAUAUAACUUCACGUAACUACAAAGUUCUCAUUGAUCGACUGGAAAGAUUGACAACAGUAAACUCAAGACCUGCUCGACUUCCGUUCACAAAACUAGGCUUCCAUAUACAGGAUACUGGAGCGAUGUAUCUGAUUACAACUCCUGCUGGAGUUACAAUUCAAUGGUAUCGCAGUACAGGCGUCAUUGUGUUAGAAUUUGGUUUGCCAUCCAACAGAACUAUGGGAACUAAAGGCUUGUGUGGCUGUUGUAAUGGCAAUCCUGCUGACGAUCUCAAGCUACCAAAUGGAACCAUUGUCACAGAAUUUGAAAAUGUAGGCCUUUUCCUUGAAAGUUGGAUGGUUGAAACAUCUGGGCUAGAAACUAACUGCUUUAGAUGCCGAAAACAGAACUGCACCACUGGUAACUGUACUGCUUGUUUUGAUAUGUUGAAUCAGAAUCCUUGGACGCUGUGCCAUCAACAUGUUACUCCAGAAAUAUUUUGUGAACUAUGGAUCAGGGAUUUUCACUAUGUGACACAUCAAUGCGAUGCUUUGGCUUUAUAUGCAGCUGCUUGCAAUAAAUACAAUGUUUGCAUUCCAUGGAGGACUCCAGAAUUUUGUCCACUUAGCUGCCCCAUAGGCAUGGAAUACCAACCUUGUGUGCCAGCUUGUGAAAGUAAAACAUGUCAGAACAAAGACUUCUAUUUGGAGCACGACUCAACCUGUUCAUUUGUUAGUGAGAGUUGUGUUUGUCCUCGAGGAACUCUGCUGCAUCAACCAGACUCUAACUACUGUAUUACGGAAGAACAGUGUGCUUGCACAGAUAAUGAAGGCCAGCCACGGUCAGCAGGUGAGACCUGGAAUGGAUCACAUAAAGGAUGCUGCAUGUACAAGUGCUUGGGGAAUGGAACUGUUGUUGCCAUGGAACCUGAAUGUGUUGAAGUACCAUCACCAAUUUGUGAAAGAGAAGGAGAAAUAAUUAUUGAUGUCAUCGAGGAGGGAGCGUGUUGUCCAAAGAAAAUUUGUGAGUGCAAUUUGACCAUCUGCGGAACUGAUGUUCUGACAUGUGAGAAUGGAAAUAAGUUGGUGAUAGGCUAUAGUGCCAUUUCUUGUUGUCCUGAAUACCGAUGUGAAUGUGAUCCUCUGGCUUGUCCAACUAGUUCACCACCAGUAUGUAGAGAAGACCAAUUUCUUGUUGAAGUGCGAAAAGAUGAUUCUUGCUGUUUCUCCUUUCAGUGUGUGUGUGAGUCGUGUAUUGACCCAGUUCCGAUGUGCAAUGAGGGAGAUAUUCUUGCUGUAGACCUCAACACCACUGAUCGCUGCUGUCCAUCAUACCAUUGUGAGUGUGAUGAAAAUUUGUGCCCUCCUCCUGAUAAGAUCUGUACAGAUGGAACUAAACUAGUGAAGAAACCUAUUUCAGGAAUCUGCUGUCCUGAUUGGCAAUGUGCCUGUAACUGUGGGAACAAUACAAUUAUUUCAUGUAAAGUGGGAGAAGUUCUAACAGAGGACCUUGACUUUCAAAAUAUUUGUGGCUGUACUCGUUCUGUCUGCAAAAAGGCUGAUGUCUGUGUGUUCCAAAGUGUCACUGCAUUGAAACCAGGUCAGUCACUGGUUCAGCGCCUUGAGGGUGACCAAUGUUACAUCGCAAAUUGUUUGCAAAACACAGAUCCUGCCGCAGUGUCUCCUUUACUGGAAGUGUCUCUGGUUAGCUGUUCGGCAAAAUGUGAAGCUCAUCAAGUCUACGUUCCUUCAUCUGAUCCUCAUGUUUGCUGUGGAACAUGUAAGAAUAUGUCGUGCACUUUUGAAGAAGGUGGAAGCAUUGUUUUGUACAAUGCAGGAACAUCUUGGAUUACUAACUGUGUCAGAUAUGAGUGCCUGGAGACUGCUGUUGGACUUGUGGUACUUGGCUCAGGAGUUGUUUGCCCGCCAUUUAAUGAGACUGAAUGCAUACAGAGAGGAGGAAUCAUAAAGCUUUACAUGGACGGUUGCUGCAAGACUUGUUCUGGAUUGGGUUUAUUACCUUUUACCAUUAGUCCAGUAGUCCCAACUGGUAGUACUAACUGUGACACAGGCAAAGAAGAUACAAGGCCUUGCCGGAAGUUAGAUGUUAAAAUGAUCAUAAGAAAGGAUGACUGCCGCACAACUGGUGCUGUCAUUGUAGCUUCUUGUGAUGGCAAAUGCCCAUCUGCUAUGAUAUUCAACACUAAUAUCAACAACUAUGCAAGAUUCUGCAAAUGUUGUAGAGAAGUUGAGCUCACAGUUCAGACGGUACCACUUUUCUGUGCCGGAAAUGCUACUUGGAUUGAUUUUACAUUUCAAGAACCAACAGACUGUUCCUGUCAGUGGAAUUAAUCAUCUUUUAUUUAAGAAUCAUUGAUAUUCUUACAGAAUGGCCUAGAAAUUGGUUGAUGUCCACCUUAAAAGAAAGUGACUUCAGUAUUGAUAUAACAGGCAGUCUGCAUGUGCAAAUUUUGCAUUGAAAGUUCAUAGCCCACCUCAACGGUGAAAGCAGAAAAAAAGUGACGAGACCCUGUAUUUCAAAUAGACGUUAGUUUUGUUGCAUAGGCAUUCAUAAAUAACUCCUGUCUCAGAUCUCCUCUUCAUAUUUCUGCUUGCUGAAUGCUGCAAGAUUCAAGAAGUAGGUUUCAAAAACCUCAUAAAAGACCAUUGAAGGCUGCCGUCAAUAAGGGAAUAUUUAAAAGCAAACCUUAUCUGAAGUUUGAACCAGGAGGAAUAGCACUAUUCCUUCUAACUCCACAGCAAUGCCAAAGACCAUUGUCAACCCAAUAUUGAUUGCUGUUCCCCUCACAUGGCCUGAAAUUCGAGUUUAUUUCACCAUCAAGCAGCCUGGUGUCUCCCAGAGGAUGUCCAUAACUCACCAAUCUUAUGUAAAUGAGGCCAAAACCCAAGUACCAGCCCCCCUCCCAUUCCAGCAUGGGAAGCAUUCUGGCUGGAACCAAUUUCUAGGCCAAUGGCUCUUCAGAUACACAUUUCUGAACAUUGCCUGCAUGUUAGCAAUUGUUUUGUUAAAUGCUUUACCCUAAAUAUUUGUAAAUUUAUUACACGAUUAAUUUUUUGUGAUAACUUGUCAGCAGUGAC